Messenger RNA from Electrophorus electricus (electric eel), 2398 nucleotides. It is a transcript of the gene mmp25b, whose product is annotated as matrix metallopeptidase 25b. The record is from RefSeq and is a predicted model, not a curated record. NCBI's taxonomy places the organism in Eukaryota, Metazoa, Chordata, Actinopteri, Gymnotiformes, Gymnotidae. Gene Ontology annotation, molecular function: metalloendopeptidase activity; zinc ion binding. Gene Ontology annotation, biological process: proteolysis; collagen catabolic process; extracellular matrix organization. Gene Ontology annotation, cellular component: extracellular matrix.
AGAGAAGUUUCAUCGAUCGGACUCUGCCCUGUCUUCCCUGGAGGAACAGCUGUAACGGACAAGAACAACGCACAGGAGUACGCAGACAAAUGCGAACGUUGACAAAUGAUGGAUUCCGGAUUCGGUUUGGUUUACCUGACGGGUGUUAUGAUCGUGUUUGCUUCUCCGGUAAUUCUCAAACCAGUUCCCGACCAGUACUCACGGGGUGUGGACUGGCUGAGCAGGUAUGGCUACCUUCCCGCUCCAGACCCGCAGAUAGGAAAACUGCAGACCAAAGAAGGGAUUGAGAAGGCCAUCAGGCAGAUGCAGGCAUUCGCAGGCCUGAAGGUGACUGGCAAGCUUGACACAGACACACUGAAUAUGAUGUCAGCACCAAGAUGCUCGCUGCCGGACAUUGUAGGCACGGAGGACAUGCUGAGGAAGAGGAGGAGGAAGCGAUAUGCUCUGUCCGGGCUGCGCUGGGAAAAAAAUAAUCUGACAUGGACUGUCCAGAGUUACCCCACGCUCUACCCCUCCCUGAGCCCUGACCUGGUGAAGUCCCUAAUGUUUUAUGCCCUCAAAGUCUGGAGCGACACCACCAACCUCCAGUUCCACGCCGGCUUGCAGAAUGAGGCCGACAUCCUUAUUUCUUUCUCCCGCUCUUUCCAUGAUGACGGCUACCCGUUCGAUGGUAAGGGGGGCACUCUGGCCCAUGCCUUUUUCCCUGGGCAGGUCAACAUAGCAGGGGAUACGCACUUUGACGAUGAAGAGACCUGGACCUACGGGGCCGCAGAUGGCGCUGGCACUGACCUGUUCACUGUGGCUGUGCAUGAGUUCGGCCAUGCCCUGGGCCUCUCCCACUCCUCCACUGACCCAUCCAUUAUGCGGCCAUAUUAUCAAGGCCCCGUAGGAGACAUCAUAACCUACGUGCUUCCCAUCGAUGACCAGCAAGCUAUUCAGACUCUAUAUGGAAUCAAAACGAACAGACCAAGACCGCGCCCAGGUGGUCGGUACACAACACACCUGCCUGAGCUUCCCAAUACACCACCUAAAGUGACCAUACAACCUGAUCCUGGCCACCAGGAUCGGUGUAAUGGAGGAUUUGAUGCAGUAGCAAAUAUCAGGGGAGAUGUGUUCUUUUUUAAAGGGCCAUAUUUCUGGCGAAUGCAGCGGUCUGGUUCCUUGGUGUCUCUCUCUCCUGCACUCACUAGAAACUUCUGGAUCGGACUCCCACCUGGCACAUUCAAUAUAGAUGCUGUUUAUGAGAGAAGGACUGACAACCAUAUCAUCUUCUUCAUUGGUUCACAGUUCUGGGUGUACAAGGAUACAGAGGCCUUGCCUGGCUACCCACACCCAGUGUCCAACUGGGGCAUGAGAACACGUGAUGGGAGGGUGGUGGAGCGGGUGGAGGCAGCAUUUGUUUGGGCCCAUAAUGGGAAGACUUACCUAUUCAGCGGUGGAGAAUUCUGGAGGUUCACUGAAAGUCAGGGAGAUACAGUGCCACACCCAGAGAAGGAAUACCCAAAAAAUGCCUUACUCUGGAAGGGUGUUCCCAGCCACCCUGAUGACAUCAUGAGUUGGGGAAAAGGAGAUACAUAUUUCUUCAAGGACAACUCCUACUGGGUCCUAAACAAUGGGGGGCUGGACCAAGACAUUGUCAGUCCCAGAUCGGUUGCAGCUGAUUGGAUGUUUUGCCCUGAACCAUCACCUACCGCCCCACACGCAAGGUGCUCUGACUGCACCUGUGACGGUGGAAAUUCCAUAUUCAAUAAUCCUGGAUUACUCAUUUUUUUGUCAUUUGUUUUCAUAUGUUUAAAUGCAUUAGUGGGCUGAUUUAAACCAUGCUGAGUUUAAUUCAAAUCUGCAAUAACAACACAAUCAGUGAAUGUAUGUCUGCCAGCGAUCUUCUUUUUGUCAUUUUGUUUAUAUCAAGUUGAUUAUUCUAGCUCACGGCUAGCUCCAGUCACCAAUCACAGAGAGGUUUCUUUACAAAUAAUGCAAAAUUACAGGGAAUAUAUACAGAUUUAAAAUUUUGAAAUGUGCUGGUUUACUUGAUUUAAUGCUUGUGUUCAAAAUGACGCAAGUGCUUUUUAUAAUAGUGGUAUAUGGAAUGGGCCCUAAGGGAAAGUUAUCAUCAAGGUUCCUUCUGGUGCACACUGUCAGAGUUCAGGGUUCUAACGUGUACCUGUGGUUUACCUGAAAAUAUCCAAAUAAUUACGCCUGUCUAUACUAGAGGUGUCACGGCACAGCCCCUCCCCACAAACGUCUACGUGUGUGUGUGUGUGUGUGUGUCUGUGUGGCCAUGCCCCCAUGUGUUUCACACCUGCUCAUCGUUGUGUUGUUACUGUAAGCGUAUAUAGGUCCUUUGUGUAAACUCAUUUAAAUAUAUCUUAUGGAGACCUCUGUUAGAAUUAUGAUA